AUGCGUGAUGAGGAUACGUGCACUAACCUAAAAGAUAUGGUUGUUGAUUUAGCCAAUAAAACCGACAAAAUAUAUGUAGAUGAAGAAUUAAAUCGUUAUGAUACAAAAGCAAUGAGUUAUACAGAAGAAGCAAAGGAACGGGUCAAUGAAAAUUAUGUGAAGAAGUCGGAAGUAAAUGAUGCGGUUAAUGGUAAAAUUAAUGAAAGAUUUUCGAAUAUCGAUUCAUUAACAGUUAAUGACAUUCAAUUACACCAUCAAUUACCUGGUCAAAAGAAUGUGGAAUAUAAUAAUCUUACUAAUGUUCUCGAUGGUUUCAAUGAAUUUAGAACUGAUGCAACAAAUGCGAUUGUAAGCAUGAAGAAUGAAAUAUUGCAAGCUAUAUAUCCUGUUGGUUCUUUAUAUACAUCAAUGAACUCAACAAAUCCAGCAAGUGUUUUAGGUUUUGGUUCAUGGCAGCAGAUUGUAGAUAAAUUCUUAUACUGUGCUAACUCUUCAAAUCAAACAGGUGGUUCAAAGAAAAUUUUAGAAGCAAACCUUCCACCGCAUAAGCAUACAGGAACGACAAACUUUUCAGGAUACCAUACGCAUACUUUCGAUGACCACUACGUAGCUAACUGGCAAAAAGAUUUUAACAGUGACAAUACAUUUAGACCAUUAGAUACUACAUGCAAAUGGGUUAAAAGAACAACAGAUGAAGGAGGCAACCACCAGCAUACAUUUACAACAAAUCCAACAGGAAGUGGUGCAGAUUAUAUGCCACCGUAUAUUACAGUUUAUGCAUGGGUUAGAACGGACUGA
Trichomonas vaginalis G3 is the source of this 798-nucleotide messenger RNA. RefSeq names its product keratin-associated protein family. Bases 1 to 798 code for a protein of 265 amino acids. The record is from RefSeq and is a predicted model, not a curated record. The transcript has a single exon. NCBI's taxonomy places the organism in Eukaryota, Parabasalia, Trichomonadida, Trichomonadidae.